GCGGUGGAGGAACUGUUCAACCUGAUGCAGCUGUUUGUGGCCCAGAGGUCGGACAUGAGGGAGGAGGAGCUGGAGGACGUCAAGCAGUUUAAGAAGACCACCAUCAGCUGCUACCUUCGCUGCUUGGACGGACGCUCCUGCUGGACCACACUCAUCAGGUAACACAGAGGGUAACAGGCGCGCACAGAGGGGAACAGGCGCACACUCACACCUGCUACCAGGGUCAUGUUCAUAAGGCACCAAAUGGAAGAAAACGGACUGAAACAGGGACUACCUGGAAUUGUCCAAUAGAACACAAUCAAUUCUGUUUCGAAACGUUUUAAAACAUUUUCCGUUGCAUGCCCUAAUGAACACGGCCCAGAUACAAAGCAUCUGCAUAGUUUGAAAAUAUGAACACACGGCAACCUAACCAGGGAAAUGUCUGAUGCCUUUUAGAGAAUCAUAUGGGCAAUGUCUUACUUUUGAAAUGAAUGAUAUGUGAAAUAUAGUAAUGUCUAUUAUAUAAUAUAACUGUGGUUUGUGUCCUCCUUCCCAGUGCCUUCCGUGUGUUAUUGGAGAACGAUGAGGACAGACUACUGGUGGUCUUCAACAGAGGACUCAUCCUCAUGACAGAGGUAUGACAAGACAUGCUACUCACAUUUACUAAUUAUGUUUAUUAGGCUUAUAUUGAACCAUUUAUACAUUGCAUUGUUUCACUGGCUCGUAUGUGAAUAUCAUUUUGAGUUUGUUUUAGGAAAGUGGGGUUGGGGGUAGACUCGUGUUGCCACAUUUCCAAGUCUCGUUCAUCACUCUGCGUUUUAAUGUAGUUUAUUCUGUAUCCAAUAUAAGAAAUGUUAUAUAUUUUUUAAAAGUUUGACAAUCUAAAGGGUGUCCAUAGAGGUUUAUCAUGACAUAGCUGUUACAUAAAUCAUUACCUGUCAUUUGACAUGCCACUCCCUCUCUCUCCAUCCUGCAGUCAUUCUACACCCUGCACAUGAUAUUGGUAGUUUGUGAUGAAGUUUAUUCAUUGUGAACUGUAUCCAGUAAAAUAAUAUUUUACUGUAAAUUGUAGGGAAGUUAAGUGUCAAUGUAGGUUUAAUUUCUUAGGCCAAGGGUUCUAGCAUAAACCAUUGCCUGUCAUUUGACGUGCCCCUCUCUCGCUCUCUCUCUCUCUCUGCUUCCUGCAGUCGUUCAACACCCUGCACAUGAUGUACCACGAGGCCACGGCGUGUCAUGUGACGGGGGACCUGGUGGAGCUGCUGUCCAUCUUCCUGUCGGUGCUCAAGGCCACGCGGCCCUAUCUGCAGCGCAAAGGUCAGCAAAAAUACCCUCACUCUCCUUCCUCUCUGACCUCCUACCUUGUAGCGAAACCUAAUCUCCAAGUCAAAUGUUUUGUCUCCCAUUGACAUCAAUGCAUUACUAAGUGAACGAGUUAGGAUUCGCCCCCUUGUGAAUAAGCCCAGCGUUCUUUUGACACAGCCUUACCUUUGUUAACCAGAGCUCAGUUACUUGCCUUUAUUAAGGGACCCUGAUGUAAAGACUCUGUAUAUCCUGUGUUCUUCUCCUAUAGAUGUGAAGCAGGCUCUUAUCCAGUGGCAGGAAAGGAUCGACUUUGCCCACAAGCUGCUCACCCUCCUCAACUCCUACAGCCCUCCGGAGCUCCGCAACGCCUGCCUGGGUAACAGCACACACACACACACACACACACACACACACACACACACACACACACACACAGAGUUUGGAUAAUAUUUUACCACAUUUCCCCUCUAAACUAUUCCACAUAGUAUAUGCAAUAGACCUUUGGAACAAUUCCAUUCACUCUAGGGAAUAAAACCAAUUCUUGUUGUUGUAUGGUAAUAUGAGAUGUCAUUUCACUAAUAGUUCCUGUGUAUUUCUGUUCCCCCUCCAGAUGUUCUGAAGGAGCUGGUCCUGUUGAGUCCCCAUGACUUCCUGCAUACGCUGGUGCCCUUCCUGCAGCACAACCACUGCACCUACCACCACAGCAACAUCCCCAGUGAGUCUCCCUCAACUGCAGCGCUGUACCUCUGUACACUGCACUGGGUUUAUUACUGCAACUAAGAAAGUCGUAUGUACUGACGAAAGUGAAUGACGACAAACACAAGCAAUCAUGAAAAUAUAUAAUGAUGAAUAAUACUACACAGUUCACGUAUUAUAUGUAACAGCAUGCUAUCCUAAGGACCCUGGCUCUGUCUGUAGACUCUGGUUCUCCAAGUGCAUGCCAGAGUAACGGGGAGUCUUUGACUGUCCUGGCCUCUCCGUGCCUGAGGCACUCACUCUACUGUCCUACAGAAAUCUAGAAAGAAAGAAAAAAAAAAACAUGGAAUCACUGUAGGCGGAGUCAUUUUGUCCAAAUCUCCUGUUGACAUAAAUGUUGCUGUAGAUUUGCGUAAGACCAGGUAGGAUUUGUCCCUCUGUGAUUUGUCUGAAUCUGACUGUAUCUUUGUACACAGUGUCCUUUGGGCCUUACCUGCCCUGCAGAGAGAACAUCAAGCUGAUGGGAGGCAAGAACAAUAUCAGACCCCCCAGACCUGAACUCAACAUGUGUCUCCUGCCUUCCAUGGUGGAGACCAGCAAGGUGUGUGUCUCUCUAUAAUACUGGGUCUAAUUUCUCUUGGCCAGUUUGUCAUUUCCUUAAAUACAUAAAGACUAUCUUUGGCACAAAGAUCAUCUUAAGUUUGAUGGUAGAUAAUAGAUAGAACAGUGGUCUUAAUGCUAAAGAUGAUCUUUAUGUUUUUAGGGAAUCUCACCCCAGGUUAUUAUUGUAAGAGAGAUUGUUCUCGAUAGCUUACCUGGCUAAGUAAAGGUUAAUGUAAGAUAAAGACAAUCUGUCCUACCUGGUUAAAAUAAUGGAAGUGGAAAUGGUGCCCAUUAGAGCCACAACUGAAGUUCCCUCUUGGGAAAAUAAAGUUACUCUAUUUAUGUUUCUUCACAAUUCAAGGUCUGUUCAUUCCAUGUGUAUAUUUGCACUAGGGUGGUCUUCUUCCUAUCAUUGAGAAGGAUCAUAAACGUCCAUGUCUCUCUCUCUCUCUCUCAGGGUAAAGAUGAGGUGUAUGACCGGAUGCUCCUAGACUACUUCCUCUCCUACCACCAGUUCAUCCACCUGCUGUGUCGAGUCGCCAUCAACUGCGAGAAGUUCACCGAGACCCUUGUCAAACUAAGUAAGUGGGGGUUUAUAUGUGUGUUUGUAUUGAUGUAGUUCUAAUGCUCCUAUAUCUAAUGACUAAAGAGGGCUGUGUUGUAUCUGUAUCUGGUGGGUCUCCAAUGUGACCAUAUCUGUCUGACUCCAGGUGUCCUGAUAGCGUACGAGGGCUUGCCUCUGCACUUGGCCCUCUUCCCCAAGCUGUGGACGGAGCUUUGCCAGUCUCAGGUAAAUAACACACACUUACACACACACCUAAACACACACUUAAACACUCAGUCACGCACACUCACACAAAGUACUCCAGACACAUAUGCAUUAUAUUUCUCUCACUUACAAACACACUUAACACACAUCACAAUAUACAAACACACUUUUACCGUACAUUGUCACUGACAUCUGCUAUGCUGUUUUGUAGUCGGCCCUGGCUAAGACGUGUGUGAAGCUUCUGUGCGAGGACCCGGCAUUCGGCGAGUACAUCAAGUGCAUCCUGAUGGACGAGAGGACCUUUCUCAACAACAACAUGGCCUACUCCUUCCUCACCUGCUUCCUGCACAAGGUAGCCAUCUCUAACAUCCGUUUAUUUCAACGUUGACCGCCUCUGCUUUAGCCUGUUUAUAGCCUGUAAUGUCAUUUAUGCAUCCAAUGACGACAUGCAACCCUUUUACCAAGGUUGGUUUUGCUAAGUCCAUGCUAGCCUGAGUCCCAGAUCUGUUUUGCCGUCUUGUGACCGCAAUGAUGUUGGCAAGACUGCAUAAUCCGAUCUGGCACUCAGGCUAACCGCUUGCUACUUUAAAUACCAAGUUGAUGGGCCUUGCGAGUGCAUGACUGUGUGUGUGUGUGUGUGUGUGUGUGUGUGUCAUCUCUCAGGUCCAGAGCCAGGUGCUGUCGGGCCCCAGCUGCGCCAACCUGAUCAGUCUGCUGGUGACCAACCUGCUGAACGAGUACCACAGCCUACAGCCCGAGCUGGCCUCGCACCGCCUGGAGCUGAGCAAGACCAGCGGCCUCCUCAACGCUGUCAGUACCCCUUAUUCACAUUCUGUUAAUACACUACUCAUGCCUUAUUCACAUUCUGUUAAUACACUAUGCAUGCCUUAUUCACAUUCUGUUAAUACACUAUUCAUGCCUUAUUCACAUUCUGUUAAUACACUAUGCAUGCCUUAUUCACCUUCUGUUAAUACACUAUUCAUGUCUUAUUCACAUUCUGUUAAUACACUAUUCAUGCCUUAUUCACAUGCUAUUCAUCCCUUUUUUCAUAUUCUGUUUCAUGCUCUACUCAGGCCUUAUUCAUGCGUACUUCAUGCUUUACUCGUUAAUUCCAAUGUCAUGCCUUACUAGAUUGUAAUUCCCUGUUCAAAUCCUAUUCUCUAGUAGAUAAUCACUCAUCUUCUGUCCCUCUCCCUCCCUCUCUUUAGGACCUGCGAGCGUUGGCGUUGAUGUUGUCCAUACACACCCCCCAGGCGUUGGACCCGGCUCUGGGCCCGGCCCUGCAGGAGUUGCUGUCCAAGUGUAGCGCAUGUGUGCAGCAACGCAGCACGCUCCAACAGGAGGCCAAGGACCGCAAGGCCAAAGGUACUAUACACGCAUGCAUACAGUAUCCUGUCACAAACAUUGAUGAAAGAAUUGAAAUGCAUUGGUGGUAGUCAAGUAUCCCUUUCAGCCUAUUGUCACAUAAUAGUUUAAGCAGAGAACAGGGUUGGACUCUGUAUCAUUUAAACUCGUUGGGAAAUUAAUAUGAAUUGAAGUCGAAAAAGCUAAUGAUAGUAGUACCUGUACACUGAUGUGAAGGUUAAUCACCUGAGUUUCUUCUGUCUCUCAGCGGAGGAGGAGGGCGCCACCCCAGUGAAGCGCCGGCGGAUGAGUAGCGACGACGGCCCCGGGGAGGGCACCAGCGCUGGCACCAGCACUGGGGGUGUGACCAUAUCCGGACCCGCCUGCGCCGCUUCCACCUCCUCCUCCUCCCUCCCCCCAUGUGUCGAGCUGAAGCCGGAGCACCAGGAGGCGCUGACUCCCACCAGCACCUCAGACACAGAGACGCGGGACUCCUCGUCCCUCAUCGACCCAGGAACCGAGCACGACCUGCCCUCACCAGAUCCUACCGCUGCCACCAGUUGCAGCCAACCCGCCGGGGACGCCUCCCCCAAGGAGGAGAAGAUGGAGGCUUCCUCUUCCUCGUCUUCCUCAUCAUCAUCCUCUUCCUCCCUCCCAGAGACAGGGGAGUUGUCGUAUGGCAGCGGCGGACAGUUAGGGGAGGAGCCGCAGUCUUCUCAGACUCAGCAGGCAGCCAUGGCAGGAGCGGAGGAGGAAGAGAGGAGGAGGGAAGCAACGGCGGCAAUGGAUGAGACAAAGGAGGAGAAGGAGACGGGCUCUAAGACUUGCGGAGGCUCGGCCGCCCUGGCCUCGGAGGACCUGGCCUUCCCAUCUGCCCUGGGGCUGGCAGGAGAGGGGCCAGAGGUCCCAGGGUGCAGUAGCCACGCCCCCUCGCAGGCUCUGAUAAACUCGGCCCCGCCUCCGGACACGCUGGAAAUGCUCUACAGGACAGUGGAGGCCACUAUCGCUGUGGUUACAAAACUAUCUGGGAAAGGGCCCUGCCCCGCCUCCUCGUGA
Coregonus sp. 'balchen' is the source of this 5749-nucleotide messenger RNA. Lineage: Eukaryota; Metazoa; Chordata; Actinopteri; Salmoniformes; Salmonidae. The record is from the annotation of a GenBank genome assembly.